Molecule: messenger RNA, 1404 nt
Organism: Archocentrus centrarchus (flier cichlid)
Lineage: Eukaryota; Metazoa; Chordata; Actinopteri; Cichliformes; Cichlidae
Product: heterogeneous nuclear ribonucleoprotein C-like
Exons: 9
Coding region: 323-958 (211 amino acids)
Cellular component (GO): nucleus
Molecular function (GO): RNA binding
Source: RefSeq, a predicted model, not a curated record
CCAGCCAAACAGCAUCUUAAGCAUACACACACACACACACACACAAACAACACAGCGCGCACAGUCUGAGAGUGAGGACAUAAGAAGAGAGAGUUAUAAAACAGAAGGAAAGAAAUCCUUGGCCAGUCCUUCCACUCACAGUCUUCUGGUUGUUUUUGCAUCCCUGAUAUGACCCUGUUCAGUCCAAGAUCAAUUCAGUCAGGAAGCCUUUCAGCCUGUGUGUGCUCAUCUCUGCACUUCAUCCUGAAGCUCAGGCGGGGUGCCAACAUCUUCUCACAACUUCCACACUAGUUUGGAAACGUCAAUCUGUUCUCAAAGCUACAUGUCUGCUGGGGAAGCCGAGGCUUCAGACACGAGUAUGAGUGGAGAGUUGAAGUCAAGCCGCUCUAGGGCAGCCAGUAAGAGGGCCAGCAACACCACUUAUGGAUCUGAGCUCGACCUGGACUAUGACAGCUAUCACGAGGACUACUAUGACAGGGUGUAUGACUACCAGCGUGUGCCAGCUUCCUUCUCUCCUCUACCCCUGGGACCCAGUCUUGCCAAGCGAUCCCGUUCCUCCUCCUACUCCUCUGGGCACAGACGCAGCCGAGAUAGAACCCACUCCAAAAGCUCCAGAGCCCACUCCACUAGUUCAACCACAGCCAAGUUGGGGAUGGAGGAGUUGCAGGUGAUUAAAAAGGAGCUGACUCUGAUAAAGACACAGAUCGAUGGGCUGCUUGACAGUCUUGACAGGAUGGACACACAGAGGAACGACCACAAAGGGUCUCCCCUGAGAGAGGAUAGUCCAGUUGGUUCACCGUAUGCUGCAUCAGCCAGCAGCCCAGACCACUCCCUUUCCUCCCUCUCUCCUCCUAGUUCCCGCCAUCGAAUUCACAAGGAGAGCCCUGACCUGAGAGAGCCUGAUGAUGACCACCACACGAUGAGCAACCACAGCUCUGACCCUGAGGAGGAAAUAUGAGGGAGGAAUAUGAGAAAACGUAAAAGACAUGGAUACGGUGCCAAACAUGGAGGAAGAGAACCAGAACCAUCAGGCUAACACCCAUAUCAGAAGCUCCACAAAGGCUGUACAUAUCAGAUAACAUAAAUGCAAUCAAUUGAAUCACAGCACCUUGUUUUAUGUGACCAUGAUCCAGAUACAGGUAACUUUUAAGCAGCAAGUACACAUACAUCUGACUGACAAGAACCUGAUAGGAUUACCUAAGAGAGUGAGAGGUAGACAUUAACUUUGCUUUAACGAGAGAGCGAAAAUAAACAAAACAGAGCGAUGAAUUUAACGUAUCUGCUUGAAAUGAACCUGUUCUACUGUGUGAGUGAGUUUGCAUGAACGGCAGCACUCCGGUGUGAAUCACAAUGUUCCAGUAAUAAUCAGUAUGACGUAAAACUGAUUAAAACAUUAUGAACCAA